Messenger RNA from Caenorhabditis briggsae, 1260 nucleotides. Bases 1 to 1260 code for a protein of 419 amino acids. Lineage: Eukaryota; Metazoa; Nematoda; Chromadorea; Rhabditida; Rhabditidae. The record is from RefSeq and is a predicted model, not a curated record. The transcript is spliced from 7 exons.
AUGCAAAUCUCGUCAACCUCAUCGAAUAGUCACUAUGCGAACAUGUCGGAUAUUCGAAUGACCGUAUCCUGUCCGCCGGAAACGUUUGAGGAUACGGUACCAUCUAAACAAGUCAAAAAAGAGAUCUCGUUUGUGAUUCAGAGGCCCGAGAGGCCUGGGGAGACACAUUCUCAUCACGGCUCGAAACGAAGCUCCGUAUCGGAUUCAGAAGAGUACGAUGACUUUCCGGAAGAGGAGACUCGAAUGAGAAUGUCCUCCUCGGUUAUGAUCCAAAUGCACAUUAUCAGAAUCAUGAGAUUUGUGAUACGAAUGAUUAUCUCAUCUCCCCAAUUGGACCCAAAAGUGUUGCGUCGUCGUGAGAAGAAAUGGAUUCAAAUGUUGGAUAAUUGGAGAUAUUUUAUGGAUGAAAAAUUCGAGCUAGUCAAGGCCAGAUGUCGAAAAGGAAUACCGCCAAGUCUACGAGGCCGCGCAUGGAAAUAUCUGUGUGGAGCCACUUUUCAAAUGGAAGUCUCCGCGAAUCGAUUUGUUUUUGAUUACUGUGUGAAACAAGCGGGCGAUCCAAAAUGGAAUGAGGAUAUUCAGAAGGAUCUAAGCAGGCAAUUCCCGGAGCACGAGAUGUUUGCAAGAGUUGGAAAGUUUGGAAAUAAUGGAAAAAACGACCUAUUCGAUUUGCUCAAAGCCUGGACCGUCCUUCAUCCGGAAGAGGGUUACUGUCAAGGACAGGCCCCGAUAGCUGCGGUUCUUCUGAUGCACAUGCCAGUUCGUGACGCCUUCUACUGUUUUGUCCAAAUCUGUCAUAAAUAUCUGCCCGGAUACUACAGUAGUGGUUUGGAAGCAGUACAAGUGGAUGGAGAUAUUCUUGUAAAGAUGUUGAAGGAAAAAUCGAAACUGACUUAUCGACAUUUUAAACAGAACGGUGUAGAUCCGGCGCUAUACAUGAUCGAGUGGUUUAUGUGUGUCUUCUGCCGUACACUUCCAUGGCCUACCGUACUCCGCGUCUGGGAUAUGUUCCUGUGUGAAGGCGUCAAAAUUCUAUUCAAAGUCUCGUUGAUUUUGUUGAAAUACGGUCUGGGGACGCCGUCACAAAUUAAGCAAUUUCCUGAUAUGCCAGCGAUUGUGACAAGGUUGAGGAAUCUGCCAGCUGAAAUCAAGGAGGAGGAGUUUAUAGUGCAAAAGAUUUCCGAGAUGACUCUAAACGAUGUGGAAAUGGAGAAAAUGCACUUUAUCGCGAUGAAAACUCGACAAAUGCGUUUUGAUUAA